Molecule: messenger RNA, 1244 nt
Organism: Zophobas morio
Lineage: Eukaryota; Metazoa; Arthropoda; Insecta; Coleoptera; Tenebrionidae
Product: zinc finger Y-chromosomal protein 2-like
Exons: 2
Coding region: 127-1125 (332 amino acids)
Biological process (GO): regulation of transcription by RNA polymerase II
Molecular function (GO): DNA-binding transcription factor activity, RNA polymerase II-specific; RNA polymerase II transcription regulatory region sequence-specific DNA binding
Source: RefSeq, a predicted model, not a curated record
UUGUGUGAUUUGUGUAUUUAGGUUAGGUUUAAAAUGUUCACCGAAGUUGUUUCAUGAUUUUUCGCUGAACUAUUGGGUAAAACAAUCGAUUUCGCUUGCACAAGUUAAUAAAUCAGGUCCGACAACAUGCCCGCGCUGGAAUUUUCCGAAAAGUAUGCCCGCAUGGGUUUCUUCGCCAACAAGGUCCACAAUUGCAAAAUUUGCCCGUUCUUCACCACAUCAGUGUUCCGAAUGGUAAACCAUGUGAGAACCCACCGUUCACCGUUAACCCAUUUCGACUGCGAAAAAUCCAAAAUUGAAGUAUACCUUUGCAAAGACUGCAACUUGCAGACCGACCUAACCUUAGUUAUGAAUCGACACAUCAAAAAGCAGCACAGUUCUCAACCACAAAACGUAAGCAACUCGCAAGAAAACAAAAUUCGGAGAUAUAUUUGCAAACAAUGUAGUUUUGAAACUUAUUUUAUGUUGAAAUGGCUGCAACACGCCCGAAGGUGCCUAGAACCUAACGAAACAUCAACAACUAACGCAACACCACAAACAGAAAUCAAGGAGUCACACCAGGAUUUAAGUGUAAAAUGGCACGAAUGCAACUAUUGUUCAUUCAAGACAGACAAAAAGGAUUAUUUAAAAGGACACAUCAUUAAGACUCAUCACAACCACGUUGAAUGGCACUGGUGUGACCAGUGCCCAUACAAAGCCAAAUGUUACUCUGAGUUAAACACACACAAACGUAAGCGUCAUUUAAACAACAUAGAUAAAACGGAUUUUGUUUGGCACAAAUGUGCGCAUUGUGCGUUGAAAACGUUUUCCUUGGACUUUUUAAACAGACACGUUAGUGAAAAACACAAAAUUAAGUGUGAUCAAUGUUCGUUCAAAACGACGCAAAAAUAUCAUCUGAUACGUCACACCCUGAAACUGCACAAGCGCGAGCGGGUUAAGUGGUUCGAGUGUGAUCAAUGUCCAUUCAGAUCCGAAGUUAAGGUUAAGUGGAAGCAACACGUGCUCAAACAUCAUGUCGUUAACGAAAAAGUGUCUUAUAAGUGUGGUCUUUGCGAUUUUAAAAGUUCGGCUCAAGAUUUAGGUAGGCAUAUACUUGAAAUUCAUGCAAAUUCGGGGAUACAUUAGAUUUUUUUAAUGGGUUUUUAGGGGGAUUUUGUUGUGGGUAUGAUAAUUUGUGCAACUAUAGUGAUAUAUGUAGCAUUUUCAUAUUUUCCCAUAUUUUACAAAUAGAUUAAUCACAGUUA